AUGCAAUUUACCAUCAUUAAAAAUUGUACCGUUCAAAUCCACCAGAAAAUUCCCAUUACCCAACAUUUCUUUCAUUCUUCAUACGAUAAUUACACAAAGCUCAUCAAUGCAUGCAUUCAGAAUCGGGCCCUGCAAUCAGGAAGAGCUUUGCACGCUCAACUCGUAAUUAACGGGUUGGUUCAUUCCACUCACUUUGCUUCCAAGCUCAUAGCAUUCUACACCCGAUUCAAACAGCUGGGGCCUGCUCUGAAGCUGUUUGAUAAAAUUCCUAAAUCAAAUAAACGUGGUUGGGUUGCUCUUAUAGGAUCCUAUGCUCGCCAUGGGUUUUAUGAAGAGACUAUGUCUAUGUUUUUCAAAAUGCAGAUGGAAGGAUUAAGAUAUGAUAAAAUUGUUCUCCCCAGUGUUCUUAAAGCCUGUGGACACCUCUCUGAUUGGAAUACUGGAGAGAAGUUACAUGCUGUUGUUUUGAGAAAUGAGUUUGAAUCUGAUGCAUUUGUGAUGAGUGCACUGAUUGAUAUGUACUCAAAAUGUACGAUGGUUGAGAAGGCAAAAAGGGUGUUUGAUUGCAUGGUGGAAAUAGAUUUGGUGGCUUUGAACGCUAUGGUUUCUGGGUAUGUUCUAAAUGGUGUGAUUACAGAAGCAUUGGGUUUGGUUGAGGAAAUGAAAAUAUUGGGAAUGAAGCCUGAUGUUGUGACGUGGAAUACGUUGAUUGCAGGGUUUUCACGAGCAAAAGAUAAAUUGGCGGUUGAAAAAAUCUUCAGAAUUAUGGAUGAUGAGGGGGUUAAACUUGAUGUGGUGUCUUGGACAUCAGUAAUCACUGGUUCGGUACAAAACUUUGAGCACAAGGAGGCAUUUCUCACUUUUCGACAAAUGUUGAGUGUUGGGUUGUGUCCGACUUCAGAGACAAUUAGUGGUAUUUUGCCUGCUGCUGCAAAUAUAGCAGAUCUGAGGCGUGUUUUGAAGCUAAAUCAAGUCCGGAUUGUACCGUGGACAUGUACUUCAACAGAAACCUUCCACAUGGCUAGCAUUCUCUAUCGCACAACAGAAUCGUCAAUCUCAAUGGUUUCUGUUGUGAGAAGUGUUCCAAUGGUAGCAUGCAAGGAUGUAACUCUAUUAUAA
Messenger RNA from Fraxinus pennsylvanica, 1119 nucleotides. NCBI's taxonomy places the organism in Eukaryota, Viridiplantae, Streptophyta, Magnoliopsida, Lamiales, Oleaceae. The record is from the annotation of a GenBank genome assembly.